ACCGAGUCUUCAUCUGUUGCCGUGAACGAGAGCUCGGCGAAACUGUUCAAGGCGACGUUCGAUCAGGUGAAGACGGAGCUCGCGGCUUCCUCUCGCUGGUCCGCCGAGAACGCAAAUGACAAGUGCAAGUCGAUCGGACGUGCGCGCACGCUCAGCCUCGAGUUAUCCACACCACGAUCUUCCCCUAUCCCACUGGGCUCAGGCUCACGCUGUGCAAACUCUCACUCUGGCGGACACUCUCACCAGAUGUCUUGUUCGGACGUCAUCCGAAGAAAGCUGCACGACCUCGAGCGGCGGAUCUUGACCGCGCAGACACAGCUCGAGACAGAGAUGUGGCUCGUGCGUAACGUGGUGUUGCUGACACCAUUUCAGCGCGCGACGAGGGAACCCGUGCAGGUCGCGGUGCCAGGCGUGGCGAAGCGGGUCAGGCAGGCACGGCUCGAGAUCAAGAAGCUCGUGUGCUACCGUGACGUGCUCGCUGUCAACCUGCAUCCGGGCGAGCGCGACUGGGAGCGUGCGAAGCGCAUCACGAUGCGCGCAGUGACGGAAGGAGGUAGACAGACAGCAGCGGCCGCGGACGAUGGUGUCUGCGCCGGUCUGCCCGGGUCCGUCGGCCGCGACCACACCUCUCAGUGUUCCCCACUCUGCGAGCGCGUCUGCAAUUUCACAGGGGAGGGACGAGUCUAUCGGAGGUGAGUCGUUCCACUCUGC
Molecule: messenger RNA, 711 nt
Organism: Fomitopsis serialis
Lineage: Eukaryota; Fungi; Basidiomycota; Agaricomycetes; Polyporales; Fomitopsidaceae
Exons: 1
Coding region: 247-696 (149 amino acids)
Source: RefSeq, a predicted model, not a curated record